AUGGAGCAGGAUUUUAAGAGCAUAGACAAUACUUGAAAGUAUUAAGUCUUUUAACUUAAUAGGAGUUGCUUUUGUUCUGCUGCAAGAAUCACUCAUGUUUACAGAAAUGAUGUGUCUCCUCCAAGUCAAGAUGAGCACUGGAGGGAGAGCAAAGCCUGGCUUUCCCUGUGCCUUAGGCACAACCCGAAUUUAGCUGAUCCUGCAUGAACAGCACAGUCCAAGCACUGUGCCCUGAGACAGCUCUGCAGCUCUGCUCACCCUCCUCUUUGCAUGAGAAGUGGGUUCUGGUGGUCUCUGAAGAAAUGCUUCAUAUUUGUGAAAGUGGGACACCAAAGGAACAAGGAGCACCAAAAAAUACAGCAAAGAGACUUCAACCAUUUAGUGACAGCUUCAAGACCUGAGCAACAUUUCAAGGAGCCAGAUCAUUUAGAAGAUUGUAAAAGUAUCUCCGCUUUCUCCAAAGCAGGUGAUGGCGAGAAGGAGGUUAUCUGGUGCUGUCAUUAGCAAGAGGGGCAGUAUCUCGCUGCCAAAGAGGUGCUGAAGGCAGUGCUUGUCCCUGGGGUGGGAGGAGAGGGGAGGCGUGCGUGUUCGCGGCACUAAGGCGCACACACCGCUGACAGGUGCGGCGCCAACGCGACACAUGCUGGGAAACAAAAGUGAGACAUUGGUGGAAAGUGAAAAUGGAAAACUUUCCAGAUGCCAGGUGGAAAAUGGUAUUAAAGCUGUCAAAAUAAGUCACAACAAAGACUGGGUUUUCUCCUAGACUAACAGGAGUCAUGUUCUGGAGAAGAAUGGAGGUUUCAGCUACAAGGCAGACUGUCAUAAAUGAAACAAUUAUGAGCAUUGGAGGUUAAAUUUGAACCUAUUUGUUUUGGGGUUUUAUGCUUUGGUCUCUUUGUUUUUCAUUUUUCUCUUUCAAGUGCACUGCAGCAUUCCUGAUUUACUCUACAGUUUGUGGACAGGUCAAAAAUGUGUAAAUAAAUCCCACUGUCAUUGCUUCACAUAGUUAUCUAUUCUGGGCCUAAUUCCAAGCCCUGUUAAAUUGAUGGCAAUCCUUCCAUUGGCAUCGGAGGACUGCAGUUUGGAACCUGUGAUGGAGGUGCAAAGCAUCACCAGGGAGGAUGGAUAAACAGCCUCUGCAGUCAUCCAAAAUUAACAGAGAUAAAGAUGCCAUUGCAUCUGAACAUAACAUCCAGCAACUGAGACCAUCUGAAGAGGGCGAAGGAAAGGAAGUUUUUUCCACUGUUGGGGAAACAAAGAGUCAGAGCUGCAAAGGGGGUGAUGAUUUGUCAGACUCUUUCAAUGAAAGUAAAGAGCAGGAAUAUCCAACUGCAUCAGAACUAACAGUUGUAAGAAAUCUCAAGAAUCUAAAAUUUGAGGCUGGUGCUCCACAACAAGAAAAAGGAAAAAAGAAAAGUUUCAACUGUUUUUUCUGCACGUUCACCUCAGUGAAGUUGUGGAGUCUUAGGCGUCAUCUGAAAACCCAUUCGGGCGAGAAACGUCACGUGUGUCACCUCUGCCCCAAGGCAGCUCUGCUGCACAGCCAUGUCAACACACACACAGGGAACAAACCCCAUAAAUGCAGUGAGUGUGACACAGCCUUUGUGACCUGAGGGGAACUUGCACGACACAGGAGGUACAAGCACACUUUGGGGAAGCCUUUCAAGUGCACAAUAUGUGAAUACUCCAGUGUGGAAGCCAGCACGCGGGAGAGCGGCCCUACCCCUGCCACCUGUGCAGCCAUGCCAGCAAAGAUGCCUGCAAACUGAAGAGGCACAUGUCAACUCACACAGAUGGGACAGAAACAGCAACUCCAAGGGAACACAGAGCAGAAGCAGCUCAUUAAAUGGAUCCUCAGCAUGAUGGACAAACAAUGCACAAACAGAUUGGUCUUCCUUGUUCUCAGUAGUUGUAACUCAAAGUGUGGAACUACCUCCAGUUAGAAAGGUGGAAAAGAUGCUGGUUGGAAGCUGUUGAAGCCCUUCUCAUGUGCUCAUGUUGCUUCUUGCUGCAGUUUCUACUGUGUGACCUAAAUACCAUUGCAAAAUGGGAAAGUUAGAGGCAACUUUCACCUGGUUUAUUACAUACGGGUAAUAACAGAGUGGCAAAAAUCAGCUAAUUUCAGAGUUAUUUAUUAAAGAAUAGAUUGGUUGUUUCCCCUUUGAUUGGUUUUUUGCCAGCUUUACUCACAGAAUUGCAGACUGAUCUGAGGCAAGUUUAUCCCUCAGUAUCACUGAGAGCUGCCUGAAUUUCAGUGCUUAUACUUUGCUGAGGUAAGCACAUGGAAGGCAAUGAUUUUUUAGUACAAGGUACAUUUACUAAAUCUCCUUUCUGCAAACACUUUAGUUUCUAAUCAAAUUCAUGAUGCAAUAGAAUGCAUGACACAAUUUUGUGGAAAAGCACCAUUUUUUAUGCCUCAUACUGCUGGUAAUUAGAAACUAAUCUUUUGUCUGAGUUUUUCUCAGCUCACUUAGCUGGGGAAACAGAACUGCAUGGCAAAAAUGAAGCAGGAGCAGGGUGGCAGAGAAGUGUGGACGACCCCAUAUUCUGGGAAUGUGAAACCUUGUGUGACCUUAAGCUGAUUCUUUCUUGGAUGCAGGUGGGAUCUGUUUUCUUUAACCAGCCUUGCAAGUGUUCCUUGUAAGUUUGUGAUCCUCCAUUUAGCACCAGAUCCACACCACACCCAAUUAAUUAGAUCUUCAAUAAAGCACAACUGUGUUACUUAGGAAAGCUCAUGUUUAUAGUACACUUAAAAAUCAGAAAAUAAUUUAACUGUCAAAUACAAUUCUCUAACUUUCCUUAGGUUAUAAGAACUACUGGGUUUAACUCUUAAUGAUUACUAGAGUUAUUGCAGUAAGUACUAUUAAUUUUUCUGAUUCACUACAAUGAUCACAAUUGCCAUUUAUGCUCUGUUCACACUUUUUUUUGGUAAUUUAUAAUUAAUGCUUGGAAGCCUCAUAAAAUCUUAAAUACUUUUUAAAUAUUCAUAUUUAAUGCUGUUAUUCUUGUGUUACAUUUCAUUAAAAAUAAGUGCCAGCAUAACUAACAAAUAUUAAUAAUAUUAGGUCAUGUAACAACUGAAUUUAAUUGGGAUGCCAAACCCUCAUCCCAAUUUCAAGGUUAACAUCUGUGUUUAACUCCAUUUUGGUGUGGAAUUUGACCAGUAUGAAAUGGUUUGGGUUUGCAGGUGGGGCAGGCUGUGCUUGCAGGUUCUGCUGAUGUGGGCAGGAACAGAAUUCCUGUGCUGGGCACCCCAGGUGAGCUGCAGGCUCACAGCAACUGCAACUUUUAACUUUUUUACUUUCAAAAAUGAAACAAUGAAUCUUUACGUUUUUGCCAGUUAGUUUAUUAACAUAGCACCUUUAUCCUGUACUUGGUGACAUGUCUACAUGCCUGUUCUAGGGUAACUUGUUUAAUUCAGCAGCUGUUCUGUGACCAGAGCAGGGCCAGGAGCUUUGGGCCGUGCAGUGUCCCCAGUAUCUCUGUGCCCAGUGAGCAGAUAAGGGAGGAUGUUGGGAUUAGCAGGAGAUAAUUGCAGCCUUAAAUAAAUAAUCCCAUUUAUAGAGACCACACCAAAGGCCUCACCAAGACCUUCAUCAAUCAUCUCAGUCAAACACAUGAACAGGAAUUACCACUGUGGUAAUAGAAACCUCCUUCAGUUUUGUAGCUAACCCUGAAAAGUCAGAGGGCUUGAAUUAAUUUUGGUUCCUUAUUGAUUCUGUCCCUCCAUUGCAGAUCUGUUACUUCAGUGUUCAUAAAGUUUCAUAUUGAGUGCUCUGUGUCUGUUUUCAUGCUGGUAAGAUUUCAGGAAGUUCAUUUGUUCUUACAAGUGACAGGACUUAAGAAUACUUUUGUUCAUUAUGAUUGCUUCAAUAAUAUUGUUAACUUUAUUCUUGUUGAGCUGUUUCCAUUUGUGUUAUAAAUUCUAAGCAGCAGAUUGCUUGGUUAAAAUUAAUUUUAGAAGUUGUUUAAAUUCCUUGAUCAAUUUGCUGAAUAUAUAUUGUUCAUUUGAAUUGUUAAUAACAAAGCUGACUCAUUCUGUGCUGACAUCUAAAAAUCAGACUACAUAUAGUGGAAUGUGAAUGUAGUAAUAAAAGAUAUUUUUAUCUCUGAA
Melospiza melodia melodia is the source of this 4114-nucleotide messenger RNA. It is a transcript of the gene CTCFL, whose product is annotated as CCCTC-binding factor like. NCBI's taxonomy places the organism in Eukaryota, Metazoa, Chordata, Aves, Passeriformes, Passerellidae. The record is from RefSeq and is a predicted model, not a curated record. Gene Ontology annotation, biological process: regulation of transcription by RNA polymerase II. Gene Ontology annotation, molecular function: DNA-binding transcription factor activity, RNA polymerase II-specific. The transcript has 7 exons. Gene Ontology annotation, cellular component: nucleus.